AUGUCUGAAAAACAAAACAAAUUCCCUGACGAUAUCGAGGCACCAGACCCUAUAACUCAUACUUCGUCGCAGAUUGGAGAAGUUAUUAAAGGACAAGAUACGACUCACGAUGCCGUUUUUGGGGAGGUCACUGAAGGGGGACCUAAUUAUCGCAAUGUGGGAUGGCUGGGAACCGUUGCCCUGAUGAUGAAGACCCAAAUUGGUCUGGGUGUCCUUUCUAUACCCUCCGUCUUCAACACUUUGGGAAUGAUUCCCGGUGCGAUCUUGCUCUGUAUUGUGGCAGGAAUUGCUACUUGGACAAGCUACAUAGUCGGCGUUUUCAAGAUGAAACAUCGGGAAGUCUACGGCCUUGACGAUGCAGGUGGCCUAAUGUUUGGUCGAGUUGGGCGAGAAAUCCUGGGUAUUGGAUUCAGUCUUUAUUGGAUCUUCGUUGCGGGUUCCGGUAUUCUCGGGAUCUCAAUCAGCCUGAACGCAAUUUCAGCCCACGGAACAUGCACUGCUGCAUUCGUUGCCAUUGCGGCUGUCAUUGGAUUUUUAUUAGCUAGUGUACGCACGCUAGGCAAGAUUAGUUGGAUAGCAUGGCUUGGAUUAGUUUGCAUUCUUGCCGCGAUCCUGGUCGUGACAGUCAGUGUUGGCAUCCAAGACCGACCAGCCUCAGCACCCCAAGACGGCCCAUGGUCGUCUGAUUUCAAAUUGAGCAACAGCCCAUCCUUUGCGGAGGGUGUUGCUGCAGUCUCAUCUCUUAUUUUUGCAUGCUCUGCCACCCCAGCCUAUUUUGCCAUCGCCGCCGAGAUGCGCGACCCCCGUCUAUUCACGCGGUCCCUUAUUGUCAGUCAAAUUGGCUCUACCGUGAUAUACUUGGUUAUUGGUAUCGUGGUAUACUACUACUGCGGAACAUAUGUUGCCUCACCAGCUUUGGGCUCUGCUGGGCCACUGAUCAAGAGGAUCUCAUAUGGUAUUGCCCUUCCUGGUCUCAUUGCUUCCACGACUAUUGUGAUUCAUCUACCGAGCAAAUAUGUAUUCGUCCGCAUCUUGCGAGGAUCCGACCAUCUAGCCUCUAACUCCUUUAUUCACUGGAUUACAUGGCUCUCCUGCACUUUUGCCUCAACAAUAAUAGCCUACCUCAUUGCAAGCGGUAUUCCAUUUUUCAAUAGUCUCGUUUCACUUAUCGGCGCUCUUCUAGGUGCUUUUCUGGCAUAUCAGCCUACUGGCUGUAUGUGGUUUUAUGAUAACUGGCGACCUCGGGGUGACCGUACAUGGAAGUGGACUUUCAUGGCAUGUUGGAGUGGCUUCAUUAUCAUCAUUGGAACAUUUAUGACCGUGGCAGGUACUUACGGUUCCAUUGUGAGUAUUAUUGACUCCCUCAGGGAGGAUGGGGGAUCUAAGCCGUGGACUUGUGCUGAUAAUUCUAAUUCCUGA
Molecule: messenger RNA, 1419 nt
Organism: Penicillium nucicola
Lineage: Eukaryota; Fungi; Ascomycota; Eurotiomycetes; Eurotiales; Aspergillaceae
Exons: 5
Coding region: 1-1419 (472 amino acids)
Biological process (GO): amino acid transmembrane transport
Cellular component (GO): vacuolar membrane
Molecular function (GO): amino acid transmembrane transporter activity
Source: RefSeq, a predicted model, not a curated record